AGAUUCUCAUUGGAGUCGCAGGACUAGAAAGCAUAUAUCUCAAGAUUGGUCUUUGUCCAGUCACCUCUCUUCCAACUAUUCUCACUGACAUCUCCUACACAUACUUCUCAUCUUCCCAACUCAUGCCUUCUCCCCCAAGAGGUUUCACUGCAUUUCCGAGUCAGGCGGAUCUAUUCUACCUUUGCACAACAUCCUCGACUUCUGAGGAGGACUUGAACAUUCACUACCUACCUCCAUCAAAAUCCUCGUUACGAAUUGGUGUUGUCAUAUGCGGCCAGGACCAAGUUCAACUUCUCGAUCUGGCGGUUCUUGAUCUCCUAACUAUGAUGGGAAGGAAUAGAGUCAACAAGAUGAAGGUCUCUGCUGGAGUAAUCGAAGAAGCCGUGGACGAAAUCGACGUUCGGUUUGUCAACGCAAGCGGGGAAGGAUCGUUUUCCACCACGUCUGGCGCUCGCAUACCAGUAACGAACUCCUUCGCUAACGCACCACUCUUCGAUAUCCUCAUGAUCCCCGGUUCCUUCUCUUCAAGCGAACUAUCUGUGCCCGCAACAUCAUUUCUCACCGCCCAGUACUCAAAUCCAUACCUCAUCGCCAUUAUGAGCGUGGCAUCAGGCAUCCUCCACCUAGUACAAACCGGUCUUCUACACAACACACGCGCAACGGCGCCACAUUGCCUGCUACCCGCACUCCGGCAACGUUACCCCGGGACAGCAUGGCAGAAAUCCCCCUGGGCCCGACAAGAGAAGAUCUGGAGUAGUAGUUCGGCGAUUUCAGCCCUGGACAUGAUGACGGCGUGGAUGCGGGAGUAUUUCUGGGAUCGAUGUGAGGCUGUGGAGUUUGCGUUGAAUGCUUCGGGCAUUGAUGCCCUGUCCGAAUGUAACUGUUGAUGGGGCUGGUCUUACGGCAUUGCAUUUCCCGGCGUUUUGGAACCUUUCUCGACUCUGUGCGUUGGUGCGUUUCUAUUCUGCGCUCGAAGCGUAUG
This is a messenger RNA of Dothidotthia symphoricarpi CBS 119687, 982 nucleotides long. RefSeq lists its product as uncharacterized. Lineage: Eukaryota; Fungi; Ascomycota; Dothideomycetes; Pleosporales; Dothidotthiaceae. The record is from RefSeq and is a predicted model, not a curated record. The coding region runs from base 123 to 887 and encodes 254 amino acids. The transcript is spliced from 2 exons.